AUGGCCGAGACAUCGAAUAGGCCAAAUAGCACCGUCUACGUUGGCGGGCUGGACACGACGCUCGUUACGGCUGCUACACUUUCCGAAGCAUUUAUUCCUUUUGGCGAAAUAGUCGACAUCACGCUGCCGAAACCAGAGGCCCCGUCAUCCAAGGACUUGCACCGUGGCUUUGGCUAUGUCGAGUUCGAAGAAGCAGCGGAUGCCAAAGAAGCCAUCGACAACAUGGACCAGAGCGAACUUUAUGGGCGAGUUAUCAAGGUGGCAUUGGCGAAACCUGACCGGAAGGAAACUGGAGACGCUGGCCUGGGAAGCACUACAGCCAUCUGGGAGCAGGAAGGGUAUCUUGCCAAAUAUGCCAGUGCCGCCAAUGAAGACAGGGAGGCUGUCGAGCAGUCCAGAAACGAACGUCCCGAGGAUCCCAUGCAGGGACUCGAAGGACUUGAUGUGGCAGGUCCAAAACCUGAGUGA
This is a messenger RNA of Exophiala spinifera, 468 nucleotides long. RefSeq lists its product as uncharacterized. The transcript is spliced from 2 exons. Bases 1 to 468 code for a protein of 155 amino acids. The record is from RefSeq and is a predicted model, not a curated record. NCBI's taxonomy places the organism in Eukaryota, Fungi, Ascomycota, Eurotiomycetes, Chaetothyriales, Herpotrichiellaceae. Gene Ontology annotation, molecular function: RNA binding.